This is a messenger RNA of Ooceraea biroi (clonal raider ant), 4611 nucleotides long. RefSeq names its product tubulin glycylase 3A. Gene Ontology annotation, cellular component: microtubule cytoskeleton; axoneme. Gene Ontology annotation, molecular function: protein-glycine ligase activity, initiating. The record is from RefSeq and is a predicted model, not a curated record. Gene Ontology annotation, biological process: cilium assembly; cilium movement; protein polyglycylation. Lineage: Eukaryota; Metazoa; Arthropoda; Insecta; Hymenoptera; Formicidae.
UGACUCGCGUGUGUCCUCGUCGUCCUUCAGUCUUGCCUCCACUUCCAUCCGGACUUCAUCUUCGAACUCGAUAAUCGCGCGACUAUGCGCUACUUGGUUUUCCAUCUGGCUCUCACCUAAGUAAUUUCAGAUUAAAAUAGCGACAUCUUCUUCACUCACACCCUUUACUGAAAUCCACGGAGCCAUGAAGAAUCCAUGAAAACCGGUGAAACGCAUUUGCGCGGAAAAAUUUUGCGGUUUCCAGGUCCGCUACAUGAAUGCCAACAAUGAAACCUGUACAGAUCCGCAUAAUUCAAGUGAGGAUAGAAAAGAAAAUGUCGAGAACAAGGAUGAAAAUUUCGGAGUGGAAGUGGUGACAAAGACCGACGCAAAAGAUUGUGAUAUUAAACCCCUCGAAGAGGGACCACAGUGUUCAGAGAAUAAAACCGAAUUGCCUUUAGAACUGCCGCCGACACUUCACGAACGAUUUUCGCGUAUCAAGCAAACCGUGAAGGCCGCUAUAGCUGCUCAUCACACGUUCAUGAUUUAUGGCAAGUCACGGGUCAUACGCGAUUGCAUGUUGAAAAGAGGAUGGUGCGAGAAGUUUUAUCGCAGAAACAGCGGUGCCGACCAACACUUCAGCGUCGAUUCCAGUCCAGUAGUUCUACUGGCUGGCAUCGGCGAGCUAAAGGACCAGCAAAGUGGGUAUCUACUGAUAUCGAGAAUGCUCACGAAUCGCACCGUCGACUUUCUGUGGAACACGGGGUCCGACUGGCCCGGCUGGCCCGCGCAGGACAACAAAACUACUGUGUUCAAUCGAUACUGCCGCGCUGGCUUCACGUCCAAGGUGGGCCUGUGCUCGAGCGUCAGACAAAUGCACUGGUAUUACGAAGCUGGCGUGGCAAACACUCUGUUUCCGCGCUGCUACAACAUAUGUCAGAGCGAUCAGAUGCACGCCUUCAUCGAGGACUUUCGGCUCACGAGCUGCUUGAGUCUCUUGAAGUGGUUGGUGGACAAAGUCAAUGGCGAGGACGAAAAUGUCGUGCGUUCGCCGACCGGUACGAUACCUCUCAAGGCCCUCGACUUUGCGAUCAAGAGAUGCAGCGAUUACAUCAGUGCCCAGUCGCACGAAGAUAUCGAUCAGGAAGCUGAGACAGUCUGGUCUCAUCAGUGGGAUCAGUUCAUCAGCUGGUAUUAUCAGAUUAUUCAUGGUCAAGCUCUCUUCGUUCAAACCAACGUGCCUUUUAACAAAUACGUCCUGGCCUCGAAGCAUAUAUUGAAAAAAAUGAGAAAGCAUUGGCCGCAAAUAGACAUGGACGGCAUAAUGAACGUCUGGAUCCUGAAACCCGGUAACAAAAGUCGAGGACGAGGAAUCGUGUUGAUGAACAAAGUGGAGGACGUAGUGGCGAGAGUAAACCCAACAGGCAAAUCGGACACGCGAUACGUUGUGCAAAAGUAUAUUGAACGGCCGUUGCUGAUUCACAAUACAAAAUUCGACAUAAGACAGUGGUUCAUCGUGACGUGCGCCCAACCCUUGACUCUGUGGAUGUAUAGGGAAAGUUACCUCCGAUUUUGCUCGCAAAAGUUCAGCCUGGACGAUUUUCACGAAUCGAUCCACCUGUGCAAUCACGCGAUUCAAUGCAAAUAUAAUAACUGCGGCGACAGGGACCCUGCUCUACCCGCGGAAAAUAUGUGGGACGUCACGACAUUCAAGGAAUUCCUCAAGUCUCAAGGUCACGAGGAAGCAUGGGAUGAGCUGAUCUACCCCGGGAUGAAGCAAGGUCUAGUGGGCUCGUUACUGGCCAGUCAGGAAGCCAUGGAUCGACGGAAAAAUAGUUUCGAGCUGUACGGCGCUGACUUCAUGGUGAUGGAAGACUUCUCCGUCUGGCUGAUCGAGAUCAACAGUCAUCCGGACAUGAGUUACUCCACCAGCGUCACCGCGCGAUUAUGUCGACAAGUGAUGGAAGACACCAUCAAAGUCGUAAUAGAUUUUCGAGAAGAUAAGAACGCAGAUACGGGAUGCUUCGAGUUGGCGUACAAGCAACGUUUGCCGAGCUGUCAACCAUACUUGGGCACAGCUCUGUCGCUUCAGGGUACUCGUAUCAUUACCGAAAAGAAAUCAAAUCUGAGUCAGGAUUCCAGGGUCAGCUUAGCUGCAAAGUUUCCGGUGAUGAAAAAGAAGUCGAUGGUGCACAGUAACAUCGGGCCAGUGAUCGUCGAUCUUAUAGAGGAACUAGAACUCCAUCUCGAUCAGGAGUUGUUGUCUUACCAACUAGACUCGCCCAAGCUGAAGCGGGCUCUUCCGGCGACUGCACCGGCUAAAUCAAAAACGUCGAUUUCUGAUGAGAAGGUGGAAACUGUGAAGAAGAGCACUUCGGCGGGCACGACACCUAUGACAAAGUCAUCAAUCAACAUUCAGACCAAAGCUUUGAACAAUGGAAAAAGUUCUUCGCAUAAACUGACACGGAAGUCACGUACGUUUGCUAAUACCGCAAGUAGCAAACCGGACGCGUCACCGGUGAGGCAAACGUUGAUCUCGAAGAUCAUGGCUCUUCAGCAGCAAACGACAAAUACGGCGUCUAAAUCGGAGAAAUUGUCGAAGAAGAACGAAGAGAAGAUUAUCAAAACUGCGAUGCGAGAUGCCGUGAAGAAAUACAAGAGAAACGUGACGAUGCCACCGGAAGUACAACCACUGCCGUCUUCUCUGCUUACGCAUGCUGCCAAAGUGACAGCAAUGUCGACAACUAAGGGCAGAACUAGGAGUUUCCCGAAGAAACACACGCACCACAAGAAGAACAAAGUUCUGAUGGACAUCACCGACAUGUACGCUGUCGGUUUGGAUGGCUGGGAGCAGAUUGAAAAGUUAUUGCGAACUCCUGCGGAUCUCGUAUGGUACACAAGCAAGAAGCCGUUUAUAAGAGUGAAUGAGAAGACCAUCGUGAACAGAUUCGCUGGCAGCUAUUUUACCUCGAAGUCUGCACAAGUGAAGGAGUUUAUACAGGACUAUUACAUUACCGCGUGUUUCGGAAUGUUAAAAUGGUUUUUGCUGCUCGCUAAUCUGGUAGGAGCUAGAAAUACCUGGUCACCGAACGGAACAAUUCCCAUAAACGCAAUUACAUUUGCUUCGGAACGCUGCGUACAGUAUUUAAGUGUUCAAAUGCACGAAGAUAUAGAUCGCGAGGACAAUGAGAACGCACCUCCUUCUGCUUGGCACCAAUUUCUGGAUUGGUUCCAUAAAAUAAUAUAUGAGCGCGUUUUGUUGAAAGAAAGCGAUGAAAUUGAUAUAAAUGCGCUUGUAACAGAUGCACGAAACAUAGUAAGAACAGUGCUAAAAUACCGGCCACAAAGCAAGAUCGAUGGUAUACGUAACAUCUGGAUCUUGAAACCGGGUAAUGAUAGUUUAGGACGUGGAAUCGUACUGAAAUCUUGUCUGGUCGAUAUUCUCGCCAAAAUCAAUCAAACAGCGAAGGAAAGUGCACAGUACGUGAUACAAAAAUAUAUAGAGCGGCCGUUGCUUGUUCACAAAACGAAGAUAGACGUCAGACAAUGGUUCCUGUUAACCAGUACGCAGCCUCUUGUCGUGUGGAUGUACAAAGACAUUUUAAUACGAUUCGCGUCGAGAGAUUUCACUCUCAGCGAUUUCCACGAGUCCGUGCAUUUGUGUAACACGACUGUUCAGCUAAAGUAUCGCAAAUUAUCAAGAUGCAAUCCCGACUUACCUGAAGAACUUCACUGGGAUCUUCGACAUUUCAAAGAUUACCUCCAAUCGCGCGAUCAAGGAUUGGCUUGGGAAAGAAUUAUCAGGCCAGGAAUAAAGCAGAAUCUGAUAGGAGCACUUCUGGCGUCUCAAGAUAACAUGGUAAAUCGCAAAAACAGUUUUCAGUUGUACGGCGCCGAUUUCGUAGUGGCGGAUGAUUUUUCCGUCUGGCUACUGGAAAUAAAUACAAAUCCUCGAUUACACCCGCCAAGCAGUGAAGUCACCGCGAGACUCUAUCCCGAAGUCAUAGAGGAAGCGAUGAAAGUGAUCUUAGACCGACGUAAAGAUAAAAAAGCACCCCACGGACGAUUCGAAUGCAUUUACAGACAACGCAACCCGUUCUGCGGCGUCAACGUCUUGGGACGAGGCACUGUGCUCGGCAUUCGCGGCAAGAGUUUAUUCGCGACGCCAAAAUCGCCACGUGAUUCAUGACGUACGAACGUACAAAAGACGUUUCUCUGAAAGCCUGUUUCGCAAAAAGUUGUUCUUGAAUCUCCAUCGCAAUUCGACUGAUUGUAAUGCGAGUAAUUUUGCAUUAGCAUAUAAACAAAGCGCUGUAAAAUCGCCAGUUACGCAUGAUGAGGAGGUACACAUACGACCUAGCGAAAAAAUCUCUAAAGAUCACAAUUUAUUAAAAACGUGUUUAUUUUUACAAGUAACAACUGUGAUAGAUAUACAAUUCUGUACGGGCAAGUGUUUCUUUCGUCACAGAACAAUACGUACACAUCGUUACAUGAUUAAAGUAGAAUCAUGUCACGCUCACAUUUAUACAUUAUUCACGUAUAAAAUCACCGUAUUUUUGUAAAUUCUGCUGUAUUAUCCCUUUGCUGAGUUUCUUACUGAAAAAUCAUGUUAUACUAUCAUUUUGAAAAAAU